Molecule: messenger RNA, 1764 nt
Organism: Arachis duranensis
Lineage: Eukaryota; Viridiplantae; Streptophyta; Magnoliopsida; Fabales; Fabaceae
Product: stomatal closure-related actin-binding protein 1
Exons: 12
Coding region: 43-1527 (494 amino acids)
Biological process (GO): regulation of stomatal movement; actin filament organization
Molecular function (GO): actin binding
Source: RefSeq, a predicted model, not a curated record
GUUUGUGUUUUUGUGAUUGGCAGUUGGAACUGAUUGAAAAAAAUGACAAGGGUGACUCGAGAUUUUGGUGAUACAAUGCAGAAAGAGGCAGUGCCUGCAGUAUCCUCUGAUGUGGUGUUUACUUCAAGUAGGUUCCCUAACUACAGAAUUGGAGCCAAUAAUCAGAUUAUGGAGACGAAGGAAGACCCGAAAGUACUGUCUAUGAAGGAGGUUGUUGCUCGUGAGACUGCCCAGCUGUUGGAACAGCAAAACCGUCUAUCGGUUCGUGACCUUGCCAGUAAGUUUGAGAGGGGUUUAGCUGCUGCUGCUAAGUUGUCCGAAGAGGCUAGACUUAGAGAAGCAGCAUCAUUGGAAAAACAUGUUCUUUUGAAGAAGCUUAGAGAUGCACUUGAAUCCUUAAAAGGGCGUGUGGCAGGCAGAAACAAGGAUGAUGUAGAGGAAGCUAUUGCUAUGGUUGAAGCUCUGGCAGUUCAGUUAACUCAGAGGGAAGGGGAACUAUUACUAGAGAAGGCAGAGGUGAAGAAGCUGGCAAGUUUCCUUAAGCAGGCUUCUGAAGAUGCUAAGAGACUUGUUGACGAGGAAAGAGCUUUUGCUCGUACUGAAAUUGAGAAUGCUAGAGCAGCAGUUCAGAGAGUUGAAGAGGCACUUCAAGAACAUGAGAGAAUGUCUCACGCUUCAGGGAACCAGGACAUCGAACAAUUAAUGAAGGAGGUUCAAGAGGCUCGUAGAAUCAAAAUGCUACAUCAACCAAGCAAGGUCAUGGACAUGGAACAUGAACUUCGAGCAUUGAGGGCUCAACUUUCGGAGAAGACUAGACAUUAUCUUCGACUUCAAAAGGAGCUGGCAAGGACAAAGAAAGGUGGGGAAAGUGUUCCACAAUUUUAUGAACUAGAAGGCACUGAGACAUUAGGUUCUUAUUUGGAAAUUCAGCCUUGCUCCGAUAUUGUUCCUGAAGUUUCAAAAUGUUCAAUCCAGUGGUAUCGUGUGUCGUCCGAUGGCACCAAAAAAGAACUUAUUUCAGGAGCAACUAAAUCGAUUUAUGCCCCUGAACCUUUUGAUGUUGGACGCAUAUUGCAAGUUGACAUUAUUUCCGAUGGCCAGCACAUCACACUAUCAACCACCGGUCCAAUAGAUCCAGCUGCUGGUUUGGGAACCUAUGUAGAGGCGCUUGUGCGAAAACAUGAUACUGAAUUUAAUGUGGUCGUAACUCAGAUUAAUGGUUCACAUCAUCCAACCGAAUCAAUUCAUGUACUUCAUGUUGGAAAGAUGAGGAUUAAGCUAUGCAAAGGAAAGACAACAAUUGCUAAAGAAUAUUAUUCAAGUUCAAUGCAGCUUUGUGGAGUUCGAGGUGGUGGCAACGCCGUGGCCCAGGCGCUGUUUUGGCAGCCAAAGCAAGGGUACUCUUUUGUAUUAGCUUUCGAAUCCGAGAGAGAAAGAAAUGCAGCUAUCAUGCUUGCAAGGAGGUUUGCAUUUGACUGUAAUAUCAUGCUUGCUGGACCAGAUGACAGGGCUCCCUUAGGGACAUGAUGAUGAUGAUGAUGAUGAUGAUUUCUCAUUUCCCAAAAUGUAAUUAUAUGAAAUUUUCUACAUUGUAUAAUAAAAAUAAAUAAUAGUAUUAGUGUGUGUAAUAGUAAAAAUGUGCCUUGUUAAGUUGUUAUUGCGGUUAAUGGAUACAAUGAUUCAUACCUUACCUUAUGGUCUGAAUCCCCUUUUAUAUAAAAAUUUUGUUUCACAAACACCAAGGCAAUUGUUUUUGUUUGUUGC